Messenger RNA from Ilex paraguariensis (yerba mate), 426 nucleotides. The record is from the annotation of a GenBank genome assembly. NCBI's taxonomy places the organism in Eukaryota, Viridiplantae, Streptophyta, Magnoliopsida, Aquifoliales, Aquifoliaceae.
AUGGAGCUUAUAUGUGUGUUUGUUUGUCCUUGGGCAUGUCGAAUGGAGUUGUUACUGAUACAAAAUUGGUUGGUACCUAUUCAACAUGUUUGGCCUCAGCAUGAACAGUCACUGUUCAGCCACUGUCCUCAACUCUUCAAGACAACAGUUGCUCUCCUCUUACCAGAUGUUACUUCUCAGUUAUUACAGUGCAGCUGGACCAUUUUGCUCAGCUGGAAUGCUGCGACUAUUGUUCCAAUGAAAUGCAUGCCAACUGACAAAACUUCAAUCAAGGUAGUGAUGACAAGGGCUAAUGUUGUUAUCAUUCUAACUAUUGCAAUCAACGUGGUUGUCACCCAUCUCACCAAAAGCCCCACCAAAAGGAACCCAAUUGUCAAUGAGGGUUGGGUGACGACUAGUGAAAAGGCUGGUAGAGAAAAGAAGUAA